ACGAGUGUGCUAGAAAAGACAGUUAAGAUAGCAAUCCCAAUAUCUUUGUGCAUUGAUAAGAUAGCCAGCAGUGUUCUCUAGUGUUAUAAUUAACAAACAACGUGCAUUAUAAGAUACACGUUUUUAAAUAGUGUUACACUUAGAAUUAAACUGUGCCAGUGUUUGUAAGUAGAGCUACCACCAGGACCAAUUGGAUUGGGUGUUUUUUUAAACGAAAAUAAUGACUGAACUCGCUUGUGUACUUUUCAAACACAGUUCAUCGCUUUUAAAACAGACAUUGGUUUGUUUUAAUAAAACAUUUUAAAAUAAUAUUAAUUGUUAAGAGUGAUCGUAAAUUAGCAAUAAUAACCAUUUGUGCAAAGUACUGUAUGGAUAUUUAUAGUGGUAAUCAAAGUACGUUUGUUCCAUCAUUUUGACUAAUUUGUUAGUCCGUGUUCAUUAAAAUAAACUUAAAAUAGAAAAGUGACCUGCUAAUUCAUGGACGAUCAAGAUAUGCAGAAUGGAUAUGAUGUGAGCGGAAGUGAGGAUGGCGUGCAUGGAUCACUGACACGAAAUGAUCUUAGCUACUCCGUGCACGGAGACCACAAUUUCGUCACAUCUCUCGCCGGGAACGGGGUCAUCCGUCGCUCCCAGGUGGCCAGCAACGGCGACUUGUACCAACAGCAACACAACCAUCUGCACCAGCUCCAGUUUGGCAUGAGUACCGGCUCCACUGCCCGUCACCUCCCCCUGUCGUUAAACAUCUCGGAUCACAUGGCCCACACGGGGAACCCUGGUUUGGACAACAAUCCCGUGGACCUUUCCAGCGCUAAGCUGGUGGCUCAUCAGCAGAAUCACCCGGUUCAUAUGAAGGACGAGAGACUCUUUGACCAGGAGCGCUAUUUCCAUUACCACCAUCAGCAGCAGCAACAGCAGCAUGCGAUACACUUGAGGGCGCCACACCAACACUCGCACCACAACUCGCAUCUGCUGCAGCACCACCAGCACCACCAAGCUUCGUCUGUGAUCACUGUGGGCAUACCGGAUCAAUCGCAUGAUGGUGGAGGUCACCUCAUGGCAGGAUCACUUACUCCGCCAGACAAACUUAAUGGUGACCUUGUGGGUCUACCAUCUCCUAGUGGCCUGGACAUGGCAGCCAUCACUUCCACAAUGCAGGCCCCACCUUCACCUCUGCCCACCCCUUCCCCACCCUCCGUAACUGCUUCAUCUAAUAGCUGCAGACAGCCCAUGGAAGUGGAUACCUCUGGAGGGGGUGGAAUGUUGUAUAACAAUAGUUCUGUUCAUGAUCCCUUCCAGGAACAUGUGCUUUCUAGAGAAGCCAUGAGGGAGUAUCUUAGGAAAAGAGAUGAUCAAACACUUGUAAUUCUACAUGCAAAAGUUGCGCAAAAGUCAUAUGGAAAUGAGAAAAGGUUUUUCUGCCCACCGCCUUGUAUCUACUUGUUUGGGAGUGGGUGGAAAGAGAAACAGGAGCAGAUGGAGAAGGAAGGUGCCCCUGAACAGGACACUCAAGUCUGUGCUUUUAUGGGCAUUGGAAACUCUGACCAGGAAAUGGUGCAGCUCAACCUGGAGGGAAAGAAGUAUUGCGCAGCUAAGACUCUGUACAUCUCAGACUCAGAUAAACGCAAACACUUCAUGCUGACUGUGAAAAUGUUCUAUGGCAGUGGCCAGGAUAUUGGAGUUUUCCAGAGCAAAAGAAUCAAAGUUAUCUCCAAGCCCUCUAAGAAGAAGCAAUCAUUAAAAAAUGCAGAUUUAUGUAUAGCAUCAGGUACAAAAGUUGCCCUCUUUAAUCGUCUUCGCUCUCAAACUGUGAGCACACGCUACCUCCAUGUUGAAAAUGGCAACUUUCAUGCAAGCUCCACUCAGUGGGGUGCUUUCACCAUUCAUUUAUUGGACGAUGAUGAAGGUGAAUCUGAGGAGUUCACUGUCAAAGAUGGAUACAUUCACUACGGAUCAACCGUUAAGCUUGUAUGUUCAGUCACUGGAAUGGCCCUACCACGUCUGAUUAUUCGCAAAGUUGACAAACAAACAUCACUGCUGGAUGCUGAUGAUCCUGUAUCCCAACUACAUAAGUGCGCUUUCUACCUCAAAGACACAGAACGGAUGUAUUUGUGUCUCUCCCAAGAGAGAAUAAUUCAAUUUCAAGCCACACCGUGCCCUAAAGAAUCCAAUAAGGAAAUGAUCAAUGAUGGUGCAUCCUGGACUAUAAUCAGCACAGAUAAAGCUGAGUACACAUUUUAUGAAGGCAUGGGGCCAGUCAAUAAACCUGUUACACCAGUACCUGUUGUCAACAGUUUAAAUUUGAAUGGAGGUGGGGAUGUAGCAAUGUUAGAACUUAAUGGGGAAAACUUCACUGCUGCUCUUAAAGUUUGGUUUGGAGAAGUUGAGGCAGAAACCAUGUACCGAUGUGAUGAUAGCAUGUUGUGUGUUGUCCCUGAUAUUUCUGCAUUCCGUUCUGGUGGGGGAAGAUGGGUGAGGCAACCAUUGCAGGUCCCUGUGUCACUAGUGCGCUGUGAUGGUGUCAUUUACUCUACUGGACUCAUCUUCACUUACACCCCAGAGCCUGGUCCCCACCAGCACUGCAAAGAAGUGGAUAAAAUCUUGGGCCGCACACCAGCCAGUCCUGAUUCAACAUCCAACAACUUCAGUACCUUGUGAUAAAGAGAAUGUUUUUUUUUUAAUUCUAUAAAAGCUUGUGGCUUUAAUAAAACAUUUUAAAAAAUAACAUUGAAAUAUACACCCUGCAUACAACAUAACCACUAAACAUCAAAUAAUUGGAUUUAAUUAGUGUAAAAAUUAAUUAAUAUAAUUUUUAAAACUUUAAUCCCAAAUAAUUAGCAAGUUAACUGUACAUUUAUUGUUACAAACUUUUAAUGCAAAAGAUUACACUUGAAUGAUUUGUGUGUGAUAGAUACCUAUAUUAUAAGAAUAUUUGUGUUGACACUAUGGUCAAAAAUGUAUAUGUGUGUAUUUACCCUUAUCUAAAUUAAAUUACUGCUGACAUUACUAUGAGCUCUGUUUACUUAAGUAAAAUGAGACUUUUUUUUUGGAUUAUCUCACCAUUUUCUUGAGUUAUAAUUUAUUGUUAUUGAGUUAAAAUUUAUUUUCUCUUAAGACAACCUCCGAACUAUUUUUUAAAGAGUUUUUCUCAUCUAAUAACUAUCAUUUCCCUUAAAAAAUGCCUAUUCAUUCUGGUAAAUAUACAAAUUUUGCAGAUUUUUGUAGCGUAAUCAAUAUUUUCAAAUUAUCCUUUUUAUUUAGGAUUUCUUAAAAAUGUUUAAAAUAAAUUAGGAUUUCAUUUUUAAAUUUUAAAAAAAAGUUUUUGUGUGUGCUCUAGUUAUUCUUUAGGUCAGAGUAUAAGAAUUCUCUGUGAUUGCUUUUUUUUUUUUAUUUAACCAGAUGGUGAUUUUUUUCCCCACUACAAAUCUGUUUUUACCAUUUCUUUUGCCUGCCAUAUUGAGGAAUGUUGAGUGUGAGUUAUUCCACACCUUAACUCCUUACAAAAAAGAACUCAACUGACUUGGUUAUAAGCUUAGUUACAUGCCCUUAGUUAAAUCUAAUUACAAGUAUGCACAACAAUGCAUGCUACAAUGUCUAGUUCCGUUCCAUUUACUGUAGAAAUGCUUAUUUUCACAUUCCAAAAAGCCUAAUGUAUAUUUAUAUAAUUGUGUCGUUGGAUAUUCUUGUAGGUGGGUUGGGGGAUUUCAGAUAUUUUUUUUUUAAAUAAUUAUUUUAUACAUUAUCAAUUACUCUAUAUACAUAAUUUUAGAUGUAGCUAAUUUUAAAAUCUUUAAGAUUUUUACGAAGGAUUUUUUUCUUUCAAGCAUUUAAAUUCAUUUUAAAACCUUGUAGUCAGUUCUACCUCAAUGAUCAAUCAUUACCUCAGUCGUUACCUCCUCAUUAUUAAACAAAGAAAAUUCUUAUUUGCUUGAACACAUACAGAAGACAGAAAAAUAAGUAACUUACCUCGUGCUACAGUUUUAGAUCCCUUUUUUGUCUAAUGCUAGACUGUACCAUUUUUUUUUAAACAUUUAUUCACUAACGGUUUUUUUUUCAUGAUUUACUUAAGAUUCAGUUGCUGUAAUAUAUUAAAAAUUUAUUGUUACUGUUUUCCAUGUUUGUUUAAACAUGGCAACUGGAUUUGAUUUUUGUCUAUAUGAAGUAUUAUUUUUAAAAAGGCAACAUGUUUACAAAAGCAAUUUUUUUAUAAGGAAGAAGAGGGUCAGAAUCCCUUGUAAAGCCUCUGUUUUUGUUCAUCAACCAUUUAUUAUGUAACUUUGUCUAGCUGGAGACAUUUUUGCUAUCAAAACCUUUGUUUUUGGGACUCUGUUAAUAAAAAGUCCAAGUCAAAAAUUUAACUAAGCAAAAAAUGACAUAGUUUUAAGUUAUGUAGAUUUUAAAUUUGAUAGAAAUCCUUGUAUUAAAUAUAUAUGCAAUUAAGUUUGAUUGUUUUUAAAGACAUGCAAUUACAUUUUUUUUUAAUCAUGCAUCUUUUUUACUGACACAAAAUGAUGCACUUGUAUAGAUUAUUUAGUACUGCAAGUACUGCUGACUUUGUAUCUCACUGUUUUAGCUACUAUUUAUUUAUCUUCUAAUAAAUGGCAUCAUGAUUUUUUCCUUGCUAGCUGAUAUGUUCUAAUAUCUUUUUUUUUCUUUCUGUUAUCUGUAGUAAGACUGUAGGAACUGCAUUAAGGUCUAGACAAUCAAAAUAUUUUUUUUUAAAAAAGCACAAAGUAUUUAUAUAACCUCAGGAAUUAAAAACAAGAAAUUUGAAAAUGUUUAUUUGUGCUUAUGCAGUUUACAAUUAACAAUCCAGAAAUCAGUAUUUGUAACUGGUUUUGAUAAAACAAAUGCUGUUUUAUUUUUUGAAGAAGACCUAACACUACUGCAACAGUUGUUUUAUUUCUUGAGGUUUUUUUUUUUAAAUAAAAUUUCAAGUGCUUUUGAAUGUAUUAAAAAUCUCUAUUACGUUUAGAGUGUCAAUAGAUAAGGAAGACUUAGGGAACUUGUAUAGGAAUGUGUGAGGUUGUUAACGUUACAGUAUGUACAGUAUUAAAGGAUAGAUCAUUUUAACAUGUUUCUUACCUCAGUCUGUAAAUAGUGUAUAAAGAAGUAGAUUUGUUACGGUUUUUUUUCCAUUCAAAUAGUGUAUAAAGAAGUAGAUUUGUUUACGUUUUUUGUUUUCCAGACAUUCAAAUAGUGUAACUUGCUUUAUUAUAAAUUAUUGGUUUGUAAAUUAUGCAUGUAUUUAUUGUAAUCUCGUCUUUCCUAUAUUUCCUUUUGCUUGCAUCAUAUACUUAAAGCUAUGUUACUUGAGUUAUUAUAUAAUCAGUCAGUGGUAGUAAAAUUCACCUUUUUUACUGACAAGGCUUUUCAAUAUUAGUAGAUAUAUAGUCUGUUAUAUAUCAAAAUACGUUAAUUUAUCCAAUCUAGAUAUUAGUUCUCUAAAAUUUGUUCUCAUGAAAGUCAUAAUUUUUUAAGAUAGAGGUCGGUAAAUCAGACAUAAAAUUUAGCUUUGCAAACUUUAAAAAUCAAACGUUUAGAAUUUAAGUUAGUAAUAUUAAGUUAGUAAUUUAGCCCAAUGUAUUACAAAAACAAUCGUCCCUGGUUUAUGGGAUGGGUUUUGUGUGUUUGGCUGUGAUCAUUAUUUAAGAGUACCACUCACCCUCCCAGUAAAUCCAUGGUGCUUUAUUUUUGCUGUUUCGCAUCAUUAAAUAGUGCCAGACAAAAUGUGAAUAUAGCUUGUAAAAAAUUGUGUAUUUUCUAAGGUUUCUGUUGUCAAUGACUCCCAUUCAGUAUUGGUACAUGAUAGAGCCUGUUCAUUUGCCAGUGAUAAAUUUUGAAUUAUGCUAAAUUUGACUUCACUGCUGCCUACAACCUUUUAAAAUUAAGGAUCCGAUUUAAAAAUUAUUUAUACUAAUUUCAUCUUUAUUUUGAGAAAAUAUUCUGAUACCCAUACUAGUAUAAGCUACAUCUAUCUUUUAAAAUUAAGGAGCCAUUUGAUAAAUAUUUAUUAAAUUCAUAUGUAUUUUGAAAGAACCACUGAAAUCUUGAAAAUAUUCAACUAAAGAGAUGAUCAGUAAAGAUAACAGAGGGCUGGCCAUUUUACAGGCAAAUGUCAAAUUUUAAUAAUUCACCUUUGUCUCUUAUAGCAUUAUUCAUUAUUUAAUUACUGGCAUCUAAGGUAAAAUACUUGAAAUGGGAGUAUAACCCAGCUUUAAACCAAACCAGAGUUGGUUUUUUUUGUUGGGCGUUAUCUCCAAAACAAAAUUGCUGUUAUGCAAGUUUUUUCCUAGGAAAGAUGUAACCCAUAUACUGAUUGUUGUAUUUAUUAGACCACCGCACAAUGAAUCUUUUUGUAAUCACAUUUUUUAGUUUGUUUCACUGGUUGUAAUCACAGUUUUUAAGUUUGAUUCAAUGUCUGAGUGUUGUUUGAGAAAUGAAGUUGUGUGUUGUUGUUUUAUUUUCUUUGCAUCAGUAGGGUUUAUUUUAAUAAAAAUGUAAUUACUUACAUUAAAAAGCGCACAUUUAUAAAAUCCAACUAUUAAGACAUUAUUAUUGGGAAAUACAAAGAAAAUUUGUAUUAAAUCAGGCACAUGAAUAGUUGGCUUUUUAAAAAUUUGAUCAAAACUUUAAUGAUAUUACUGGCCUAAGUUAAUUAUUAGUUAUUAGAAUCUAGGUCAAUGUUACACUGUUAAAAAUUAAUUAAUCAGAUUUUUUUUCUUCAAAUUAGGGAUUUGCAUUUCAACAUUUACUAUUUUUAGGUCUGAUCUUAACAUACAUUUUUUUUAAUGUAACCAAUGUCUUCAGCUUGUUCAAGAAGUUAUUUACAUUUUUUUGUGCAAGUUCCUUUAAUUUUGUAUCAUAGCUAUAGUGAGUGCAUGAACUUUGCCUUGACCAUGCCAGUAGUUUGUGUGUCAUCUGGAGUGUACAAUACUGUAAAUACUCUCUUCUCCUCUACAACAUAUUGGGCUCGGAUACAUGUUCACUAGCAGGAUGUACAAAUGUAUAUAAUUCAUGAAAAUAAAUGGUUAU
Molecule: messenger RNA, 7032 nt
Organism: Physella acuta
Lineage: Eukaryota; Metazoa; Mollusca; Gastropoda; Physidae
Product: recombining binding protein suppressor of hairless
Biological process (GO): regulation of transcription by RNA polymerase II
Cellular component (GO): nucleus
Molecular function (GO): DNA-binding transcription activator activity, RNA polymerase II-specific; RNA polymerase II cis-regulatory region sequence-specific DNA binding
Source: RefSeq, a predicted model, not a curated record